GCAGUGCUGUGUGAGAGCCAAGCUCCGUCUCCCCGCCUGCCCACUCAGUGGCAGUUCCCCGGAGCUGCAGUCCCCUCUGGAGCCUCAGCAGAUCCCUCUUUCAGAACUCACUACCAAGAACCCUGAACAGGAGCCACCAUGCAGUGCUUCAGCUUCAUUAAGACCGUGAUGAUCCUCUUCAAUAUGCUCAUCUUUCUGUGUGGUGUGGCCCUGUUGGCAGUGGGCAUCUGGGUGUCAGUCGACGGACCAUCCUUCAUGAAGAUCUUCGGGCCACUAUCAUCCACUGCCAUGCAGUUUGUCAACGUGGGCUACUUCCUCAUCGCAGCUGGCUCUGUGCUCUUCGCUCUUGGUUUCCUGGGCUGCUAUGGUGCCCAGACUGAGAACAAGUGUGCCCUCAUGAUGUUCUUCUUCAUCCUCCUCGUCAUCUUCAUUGCUGAGGUUGCAGCUGCUGUGGUUGCCUUGGUGUACACCACAACGGCUGAGAACUUCCUGACGUUGAUGGUAGUGCCCACCAUCAAGAAAGAGUACGGUUCCCAAAAAGACUACACCCAAGUGUGGAACUCCACCAUGGAAGGGCUCAAGUGCUGUGGCUUCAACAACUACACAGAUUUUGAGGACUCUCCCUAUGUAAAAGAGAACCACGUCUUUCCCCAACACUGUUGCUUUGACCAUGACAAUGGCACAUUAGUGGAACCCUGCACUAGUGUCGAGGCCCAGAACCAGAAAGUAGAGGGUUGCUUCAAUCAGCUUCUGUAUGACAUCAAAACCAAUGCAGUUACCGUGGGUGGUGUGGCAGCCGGAAUUGCGGGCUUGGAGCUGGCUGCCAUGAUUGUGUCCAUGUAUCUGUACUGCAAUCUGAAAUAAGUCGGCUUCUGCCUCCGCCACUGCUGCUGCCGUAUAGGAACUGGGAAGAGGCACCCCGGCACUGCCAAGAGGCAGUGAUCAGCGUGGGGACAGGAUCUAACAGUGUCACUUGGGCCGGAGUGGGCCUGGGGCCAAAUAGGCACCACCCCCUUCAACCUGUGCCAGACUUAUCCUUCCACUGGUGGGGUUGGGGUCCACCUAUUUCAGAGCCUCUAAGGUGGCCAAUCCUCUUGCCCAUUCCUCCAGUCUGCUUCUUAAACCCUUGAUACCCUCUCAGGCCAGGGGGUGGGGUGCUCUUGGUGAUCCCAGUACUCCACAGGGGGAUUAAAGGCACUGCACCGAUAGCAUGAGCAUAUGCAAAAUCAGCAGUCACCAGGCAGAUGUGUAGAAAGCACUUCAGAACUCAAAAACCCAUUAAAAUGUUUCCAUUUG
Molecule: messenger RNA, 1296 nt
Organism: Balaenoptera musculus (blue whale)
Lineage: Eukaryota; Metazoa; Chordata; Mammalia; Artiodactyla; Balaenopteridae
Gene: TSPAN1
Product: tetraspanin 1
Exons: 8
Coding region: 139-864 (241 amino acids)
Cellular component (GO): membrane
Source: RefSeq, a predicted model, not a curated record